AUGACUCACUGCUUCCAGACUAGUAAUUUGCUUCUCAAGGAUGAUUCCCUAAGUCUGGAAUGUCUGCCAAUGGAACUCCAGAGAAAUUUCAACUUAAUGCGGGAUUUGGAUCAACGAUCACAAGAUGUAUUAAAAGACAUUGACAAAAUGUCAGAAGAAUAUUUGAAAAACGUCAAACAUUAUUCGUCAGACAAACGAACAAAACAGAUGGACAAUAUUAAGAAAUUAUUUGGGAAGAGCCGAGAAUACGGAGAUGACAAAGUACAGCUGGCCAUGCAGACGUACGAAAUGGUGGACAAACACAUACGGCGGCUGGACUCUGACCUUGCAAGGUUUGAGGCAGAGCUGAAAGAGAAGACAUUAAAUGCCAAGACAGGUGGGGGCAGUCAGAGUACCCCAGGGCCAGACACUGGGCAGAAAAAAAAAGGUGACAAAUCAGAGAAGAAGAGAAAAAAAGGACAAAAAGAUGAUUUUGAUGAUGAAAUUCCAAGGAAGAAGAAAAAGAAGAACCAGCCAGUAGAGCCAGAGUAA
Molecule: messenger RNA, 531 nt
Organism: Lingula anatina
Lineage: Eukaryota; Metazoa; Brachiopoda; Lingulata; Lingulida; Lingulidae
Product: inhibitor of growth protein 4
Biological process (GO): regulation of DNA-templated transcription
Cellular component (GO): nucleus
Source: RefSeq, a predicted model, not a curated record